AGUUGUGCUGAACAUGAUGCAUUCUGUAAAGGUUGGGUGGGGGCAAACAUUUGCCCUUGCCAAGCAUAAUGAAUCUGAAGGGAAAAAGUCUCGGAUUCGACGCUCGAAGGAGGAAAGAAAGGCAAUGGUGGAAUCCUUUAUAAAGAAGUAUCAAGAGUCAAACAAUGGAAACUUCCCAUCACUUAAUCUUACGCAUAAAGAAGUUGGUGGCUCUUUCUACACAGUAAGGGAGAUUGUGCGAGAUAUUAUUCAAGAAAAUAGAGUGUUGGGUCCUGCUAAGUUCACUUUAGAGGAGUUAAACUCUUAUCAAUUUUUUGAACAAAAUCCAUUGGGUUCAAUUGCGAGAGAUCCUCAAUCUUUUUUGACUGGGUCUUCAAAUGAAAAUCAUCCUGCGCCUAACAAACUUCAGGAUACAAGUGGCGAAACGCUUUCUGUUUCUGAUGGGUAUAAUACUGAAGUUGAGCUUGAGGUGGUGGACAAAGGGCAUGUCAUAAAUGUUAGCCAUGCAAAUGUAACCAACAAGGAAUCCACUGAAGAAGUUACUGUUGCUUCUGAUGGGUAUUGUACUGGAGCUGAGCAUCCAAAGAUUGAUAAAGGGCAUAUCAUAAAUGGUAGCCAGGUAGAUGUGACAAACAACAAAUCUGUUGAAGCUACUAUUGUUUCUGAUGGGUAUUAUACUGGAGCUAAGCAUAAGACUGUUGACAAAGGGCAUGUCAUGAAUGGUAGCCAGGUAGAUAUGGUAAACAAGGAAUCCAUUGAAGCUACUCUUCCUGAGAUACAGGUAAGUGAGCCUAUGGCACCUGAACAGAAUGUUGAACAAGAGUUGGUAGCAGCCACCACACCAAUGGCUAAAGUAACUGCUGUGACAGAAGACUUGAUAGUAGAGGCAUUUCCAUUAAGGCCUGUUGUUAGGACUACUGACGGAAUAGAAGAAGGUCUUGUUGGAGAGUUGAGGGACCCAAGUAAUUCACCAGAAAAGGAUAUACCCAAGUUGGAAUUGGUACAAGCAGAGGAGAGGUCUGAUAUAGAGCCCAGAAAGAGUUCUAAUUUAUUGGAUGAGAAAUUUGAAGAUGCCCUUGGAAAUCAAAUAUUAAAGAACAUCUCUAACACUGGGCAUAAUGAGGAGAAAAAUGUAAGAGAUACGUUGGCAGAAAGCACAAAUCAUUCUACCCACAAAGAACACUUGGGUCAUGAAUUUGAAGAUAGCAAUGACCCUCAAGUUAGAGUAUCUCAUCAAAAUACUAUAACUCUUGAAACCACUAACAAAAGCAAGAUAAUAGAUGGAGCCAAGACAAACGUACAAGAUGGCUCUCAAGCCAAGAACCUCAGCGACACUUAUACUGAGGGAUCAAAACCUUCAGAGGAAGGCCUGCAUAAAGCUAAUGAACAUAGAGUUGACGGUCAACUUGGUGGCAAUUCCCAGAGAAGAAGCAAGACAACUUUAGAUAGGAUCAAUCUAGAAUCAUGGGAUGGGACACCUAAGAAUUCUGCAAAACGAGAACCCAACCCUCUUUUAGCCAUUUUUAAAGCUUUUGUGGAUGCGUUUGUGAAAUUUUGGUCGGAAUGAAGAUUUUAGUAUUUGUUUAUUUUUCUUUUCCUUUGUGUUAUUUUUGGUGAUUGUGGAGUUGAUGUUUAGUACCUGUCAAAGAACGUUGUCGGCGUAGUCUUGAUUAAUUAAUAUGCGCAUCUUUCUUUCUUUAAUAGCAAUUGUCUUGUCUUCAUAGUUUAUCUGGCUGUGUGGAGAGUACAUGGGAGGCAGCUCUUGUUUUCUUAAG
Molecule: messenger RNA, 1775 nt
Organism: Gastrolobium bilobum
Lineage: Eukaryota; Viridiplantae; Streptophyta; Magnoliopsida; Fabales; Fabaceae
Exons: 4
Coding region: 14-1567 (517 amino acids)
Source: RefSeq, a predicted model, not a curated record